AUGUACUUCGUACAGAUGGGCCUUGUCAAAAUGGCGAUUCUAUGCUUUUACAUGCGCAUUUUCGACCGCGCUGGACUUGGAAAACUACUCUGGGGCACAGCUGCCUUCAAUGCUGUCAACACCUUCGUGUUCCUCAUGGUUGGCAUUUUCCAAUGUACACCUAUCCACUACUACUGGACGAGGUGGGACGGCGAGCAACAAGGCACCUGCAUCAACAUCAAUGCAGUUCCGUGGGCGAACGCUAUUAUCAGCAUCUUACUAGACUUGUGGAUGCUGUAUCUUCCUUUGUCGCGAAUCCGAACUCUCAAUCUACACUGGUGGAAGAAACUAGCCGUCACACUUAUGUUCUGUGUCGGUACCUUCGUAACUAUAGUCAGUAUUUUGAGACUUCAGUCGCUUGUACGGUUCGCGAGUUCAUUGAACCCUACAUGGGAUCAAUUCGAUAUUGCAUUCUGGACAUGCCUCGAGGUUCCUACCGGCAUCAUCUGUUGUUGUCUCCCGGCCAUCCGUCUCAUUCUCAUCAAGGCCUUUCCCAAACUCUUUGGAAUGCUCACCAAGCGCUACGACACACAAAAGUAUGCGGAAUCCCCGUCGAGCGCUGCGGAUGGGAGCCGAAGCACGAACCGCAUGUCUCGUCCUCUCGGCGACUCUUCGACCACGGAGCUGCAAUCAGCCCUGCGAGGCGGCAAAGGCAUCGUUUGCACCAAGCAAUUCGCGCUGGAGACACACGAUACAUCGAGUCUCUACGCGAUGCAAGAUCUCGAGUCCGGGAGUGCCAAGAAUAGCCUUUCACAAAGCCACCGAUCAACGUCGAUCUCGCACACUUCAAGCGGUGUCUCGGAUUACGGCGCGCCUGGACGGAAACAGUCUGGUCCCUCCGAACACUAA
This is a messenger RNA of Colletotrichum fioriniae, 888 nucleotides long. RefSeq lists its product as uncharacterized. NCBI's taxonomy places the organism in Eukaryota, Fungi, Ascomycota, Sordariomycetes, Glomerellales, Glomerellaceae. The record is from RefSeq and is a predicted model, not a curated record.